Molecule: messenger RNA, 2499 nt
Organism: Dictyostelium discoideum AX4
Lineage: Eukaryota; Evosea; Eumycetozoa; Dictyosteliales; Dictyosteliaceae
Exons: 3
Coding region: 1-2499 (832 amino acids)
Source: RefSeq, a predicted model, not a curated record
AUGAUUUCAAAUAAUAAUAAUAAUAAUAAUAAUAAUAAUAAUAAUAAUAAUAAUAAUAAUAAUAAUAAUAAUAAUAAUAAUAAUAAUAAUAAUAAUAAUAAUAUUAAAACUGAUGAUAAUAAUAGGUGUUCUCUUCAUCCAACACAAGAUUUUAUUUUUUUAUGUCAAGAAUGCGAAUUAAUUCCAUGUUGCUCACAUUGUAUAGCUAUUAGUACAGAAGAUAAUGAUCAUUCUGGUCAUAAAGUUGAUAUUUUAUUAGAGCCAAUACUACAUGAAUUAUUUGAUAAUUUCAAUGGUGAAGUAUACCCAAGGGUGAAUGAAAAACUUGAAAUGUGUAAAUCAUUAUUAAAUGAAUCAAAUAAUAAAUUUAAUCAAAUUAAAGUUAAUUAUGAUAAUAGUGUAAUUUUAUUAAAGGACAAAUUCCAAGAGUUUCUAAAUUUAAUUCGAGUUUUAGAGAGAUCAAUUCAAAAUACUUUGAAAACCACCUACGAGAAAGAUAUAGAAACUUGUGAAAAUAUUUCAUCCCUAUUAAAUAAUAAUAUUGAAAUUCUCACUAAAAUUUUAAAAAGUAAAGAAAUUUUAAAUACUAAUGAAAUUGAAAAUCAUGAUAAUAAUAAUAAUAAUAAUAAUAAUAAUAAUAAUAAUAAUGAUAAUGAUAGAGAUAAAACAAAAGAAAUACUUAAACAAUAUCAACUUUCAUUAUUACACACAAAAAAAGAUAUUGGUAGUAUUGUAAAUAAUAGUUUUAAGGACUAUAAAAAUAUAACACUGUUAUUCAAUGAUUCUAGAAUUUCUGAUAUUAAAGAAUCUUUAAAAUUGAUUCAUUCAUUUGAAAAUCCAAAUGAAAAUCCAAAUGAAAAUCAAAUUGAAAAUCAAAUUGAAAAUAAAAUUGAUGAAAUUUCUAAAAUUAUUUAUAAAGAAAUUAAAUUAAAAGAAGAAAAAGAAAAGGAAGAAAAGGAAGAAAAGGAAGAAAAGGAAGAAAAGGAAGAAAAAGUAGAAAAUGAUGAAAAAGAAGAAAAACAAGAUAAAGAAAAAGAAAUAGAAAAAGAAGAACAAAUAAUAAAAUUAUAUGAAAAAGAUCAUAUAGAUAAUAAUGAAAAAGAAAAAAAAUUAAAAUUUAAAGAAGAAACAUUGUAUAAAAAAGAAGAUUUAUUUAAUGUUAAUGAAAUUGAAAAUAAUGAAACAACAUUAGAAAAUUUUAAAGUUGGUGAUAAUAAUUUAUUUAUCUCUUUUGAAGAAAUUAAAAAAAAUGAAAAAGAAAAUGAAAAUAUUGGAGAAAAAGAAGAAAUUUAUGGGAAUGGGUUAGUUAGUAUUGAUAUUAAAGAAAUUGAAGAAUCUUCAAAUCAAAUUAUAAAUAAUAAUUAUAAUUUUAAAACUGAUAUUAAUAAUUAUCCAUAUAUUCCAUGGAGGGGAAUUAAAAUUUAUAUAUUUUCAAAAGAUAAACCAUUCCCAAAUAAGCCAUAUGAAAAUUGUGGAAUUGCAUUUGGUAGUGAUUGUGGUAAUGUUUCAAAAUUAAGCAUUUUACCAUCAUUUCAGAGUGUUUUAUUAUUGAAUGGAUUUGAUCAAAGUUUGAAACAAGGUGUAAUACCAAAUGGUGUAAAAUCCAUAUUAAUUCAUGAUAUUAAACAGCCAUUAUUUUCAUAUUCAUUUCCACCAUCUGUUGAAACUAUAAUAUUUGGGAAUGGUUUCAACCAAAUGAUAACACCAGGUGUGAUCCCAGAAAAAGGUAUUGCUACUCUUUUAUUUGGUGAUAUAAAACAACCAUUAUUUGCAAAAUCAAUACCCAAUGAUAUAUGUUGUAUUUCAUUUGGUAAUGGGUUCAAUCAUUAUUUAUCACCAGAUGUUAUUCCAAAUGGUAUAACUUUUUUAUUUUUACACGAAAUUAAGAAACCCUUACAAAAAGGUUCAAUUCCCUCAAAGACUAAAAGUGUAAUAUUUGGUAAUGGUUUCAUUCAUCCGUUAACACCUGGAAUCAUACCAGAGGGAGUAAGAGUCACUUAUUUCAAUGAUAUUAAAAAACCAUUAGUAAAAGGUUCAAUUCCAAAUACUGUUGAAAGUGUUAUCAUUGGUAGUGAUUUCAAUCAAACAUUAUCCAUUGGGAUCAUUCCUUCCAGUGUAAAAAAUAUAAGUUUUUUAGGUAUUAAAAAACCAUUAGAUCAUUUAUCAAUUCCUGAAUCUGUUGAAACUGUACAAAUAAUUCAUGGUUUAAAACAUUUGUUAGAGCCUUUAGUUAUAAAAGUUUUAUUUUACCAUCUCCUACCAAAGGUAUAUGGUCGAUGCAUAUAUUUCUAUCAAGUUUUUGAAAAAUUAAAUAACCUAUUAAAUGACCUAUUCUACCAUUACUGUCAGCAAAUGGGUGAAUGUAAAGAAACAUUGAAUAAAACUAUAAUGCAAAAACCACAGGAAGUAUUGUUGAAUUAUUUUGCUAAUUCUAUUAACUUUGAUAAUAGUGGUGAAACUUCUUGUAUAUAUGUACGUGUAAUAACCAGCAUGCUAUAA